AUGUAUUCCAGCGAGAAGGCGCUGAAACGUCACGUCCAGUUCUAUUGCGACGCUCCGCGGAGAUUUUCGUGCGUGCAUUGCCAGAAACGCUACAGACAUCGCGAGAGCUUGGCGAGACACCAGAAACACGUUUUAGACCAGUUCAUGAUGAGGGACAACUACUAUCUGUGUCCGCAGUGUCCGAAGUUCUACCUGAGGAAGAACACCAUCAAACGGCAUCUGCGUUACGAGUGCGGCAAGCAGCCGCAAUUCAGGUUUUCAGGUGGAGUCCGUUGCCCGAAAUGCGACCGCACUUACAAAUGGCACAAAACGAUGAAGCGACAUUUAACGUACGAGUGCGGAAUCUUACCGAAAUUCGUUUGCAAAUUCUGCUCGAAGGCUUUCUACCAGAAGUACGCGCUGAAGACGCACCUGAGGGGCUUCCACAAAGUCUCCAAUUCGUCCAUACUUUAA
This is a messenger RNA of Nicrophorus vespilloides, 453 nucleotides long. Its product is annotated as zinc finger protein 425-like. Gene Ontology annotation, biological process: regulation of transcription by RNA polymerase II. Gene Ontology annotation, molecular function: RNA polymerase II transcription regulatory region sequence-specific DNA binding; DNA-binding transcription factor activity, RNA polymerase II-specific. Bases 1 to 453 code for a protein of 150 amino acids. The record is from RefSeq and is a predicted model, not a curated record. The transcript is spliced from 4 exons. Lineage: Eukaryota; Metazoa; Arthropoda; Insecta; Coleoptera; Silphidae. Gene Ontology annotation, cellular component: nucleus.